CCAGCGCAUAGUGGCAGAGUCAGACCGGAUGAUCUGCCUCCCUCGCGUCCAGCAGUUCUAGAACACAGCGUGGGGGGAGGAGGGACAGUGGGCACCGGAAUGGUCACGGGGCUCUAGAACCAAGAGGCAAUCGGGAGGAAUGAGGCUAAGGGUCACCAGCUGACAAAUACCCUGGGUCAUGGUCUCCAGGCCUAUCACCAUCCUGUCCUGGACCCUUCAGCUCAUCAGCAUCCUUACAGGCCAGACUGGGGACAGGAUGUUGGUCCGCUGCUCCUCAUCUUCCAUAGGCUCCCAGGGGAGGCCUUUUCCAGACGGAUCGCGCACUGCCGGGGGACGCGUUUCCGGCCGGACCGCCUCCCCACAGCUGGAAGUGAGCAGCUGCACUCCGGGAGGGCUGCCGGACAACCGGGGCAGCAUGGAGGGGGCGGCGUCCCCGGAGGAGCCCGAGGCCCCCGAGCGGCGGCGGAAGGCGCACGGGAUGCUGAAGCUGUACUACGGCCUCCCCGAGGCCGAGGGCGCGGCCCCAGGGGCGACUCCCGACCCGCGGGACCCCACGGACCUCAACGGCGCGCACUUCGACCCGGAAGUGUUCCUGGACAAGCUCAGGAAGGAGUGUCCCCUGGCCCAGCUGAUGGACAGCGAGACGGACAUGGUCCGGCAGAUCCGCGCCCUGGACAGUGACAUGCAGACGCUGGUCUACGAGAACUACAACAAGUUCAUCUGUGCCACUGACACCAUCCGCAAGAUGAAGAACGAUUUCCGGAAGAUGGAGGAUGAGAUGGACCGCCUGGCCACCACCAUGGCGGUCAUCACCGACUUCAGCGCCCGCAUCAGCGCCACGCUCCAGGACCGCCACGAGCGCAUCACCAAACUGGCAGGUGUCCACGCUCUGCUGAGGAAGCUCCAGUUCCUUUUUGAGUUGCCUUCACGCCUCACCAAGUGUGUGGAGCUGGGGGCCUACGGGCAGGCCGUGCGGUACCAGGGCCGGGCCCGGGCAGUACUGCAGCAGUACCAACACCUGCCCUCCUUCCGAGCCAUCCAGGACGACUGCCAGCUCAUCACCGCCCGCCUGGCCCAGCAGCUGCGCCACAAGUUCAGGGAUGGGGGCGCAGGGGCCCCGGAGCUGGCCGAGUGUGUGGAGCUGCUUCUGGCCCUGGGUGAGCCUGCCGAGGAGCUGUGUGAAGAGUUCCUGGCCCAUGCCCGGGGGCGCCUGGAAGGCGAGCUGGGCAGCCUGGAGGCCGAGCUGGGCCCUUCACCCCCAGCCCCCGAUGUGCUGGAGUUCACUGACCGCGGUGGCAGCGGCUUUGUGAGUGGGCUCUGCCAAGUGCUGGCAUCCUACCAGGAGCUCUUCUCUGCCCAGGGGCCGGCAGGCGUGGAGAAGCUAGUGGCCUUCACCCGAGAGCUGGGCAACCGCUACUUUGCUCUCGUGGAGAAGCGGCUGGCGCAAGAACAGGGCAGUGGGGACAAUUCCCUCCUGGUACGGGCCCUGGAUCGGUUCCACCGGCGCCUGCGGGCCCCGGGCACCAUGCUGCCCGCGGCGGGGCUGACCGAGGCAGCCACUGAGAUUGUGGAGCGGGCAGCCCGGGAGCGGCUGGGCCAACACCUGCAGGGCCUGUGUGCCGCCUUCUCGGACUGCCUGACGGAUGUACGUCAGGCCCUGGCUGCCCCACGACUGGCGGGCAAGGAGGGCCCGGGCCUGGGGGAGCUGCUGGCCUCCGUGUCCAGCGCCAUCCUGGGCCACAUCAAGGCUUCCCUGGCCGCCGUGCACCUCUUCACUGCCAAGGAUGUGUCCUUCUCCAACAAGUCUUACUUCAGGGGCGAGUUCUGCAGCCAGGGUGUUCGAGAGGGCCUCAUCGUGGGCUUCAUUCGCUCCAUGUGCCAGACUGCCCGAGGCUUCUGCGACAGCCCUGGUGAGAAGGGAGGGGCCACCCCCCCAGCCCUGCUCCUGCUGCUCUCCCGGCUCUGCCUGGACUAUGAGACCUCCGCCAUCUCCUACAUCCUCACCCUCACUGAUGAGCAGUUCCUUGGGCAGGACCAUUCCCCCGUGACCCCCGUGAGCACCCUGUGUGCAGAGGCAAGGGAGACAGCGCGCAGGCUGCUGACCCACUAUGUGAAGGUCCAGGGGCUGGUGGUGUCCCAGAUGCUCCGCAAGAGUGUAGAGACCCGUGACUGGCUCACAACACUGGAGCCACGCAACGUGCGGGCCGUCAUGAAGCGUGUGGUGGAGGACACAACUGCCAUUGAUGUACAGGUGGGGCUUCUGUAUGAAGAAGGCGUGCGCAAGGCUCAGAGCAGUGAUUCCAGCAAGAGGACCUUCUCAGUGUACAGCAGCUCGAGGCAGCAGGGCCGCUAUGCGCCCAGCUACACACCCAGUGCCCCAAUGGACACCAAUCUCCUGAGCAACAUCCAGAAGCUCUUCUCUGAGCGCAUUGAUGUCUUCAGCCCCGUGGAGUUCAACAAGGUGUCUGUCCUCACGGGGAUCAUCAAGAUCAGCCUGAAGACCCUGCUGGAGUGCGUGCGGCUGCGCACCUUUGGCCGCUACGGCCUCCAGCAGGUGCAGGUGGACUGCCACUUUCUGCAGCUUUACCUGUGGCGCUUCGUGGCUGACGAGGAGCUUGUGCACCUGCUGCUGGAUGAGGUGGUGGCCUCCGCCGCUCUGCGCUGCCUCGACCCUGUGCCCAUGGAGCCCAGCGUGGUGGAGGUCAUCUGUGAGCGGGGCUAGCUGGCCUUCCCUGAUUCACUCAGCCUGGCCCGGCCCUGGCCGGCCACCUCCCCUGGCCAGGCCCCGGGUGUCUGUUCUCCCUCCGGUGAUGCGGCCAUUCACUCUUCUUCUCUCAGAGUCUGCCCACCUUCCUCCCUUCUCCCCAUCAAUAAAAAAAUGUAUUGUCCA
Dromiciops gliroides (monito del monte) is the source of this 2890-nucleotide messenger RNA. It is a transcript of the gene VPS51, whose product is annotated as VPS51 subunit of GARP complex. Bases 179 to 2722 code for a protein of 847 amino acids. Gene Ontology annotation, biological process: endocytic recycling; retrograde transport, endosome to Golgi; Golgi vesicle transport. The transcript has 12 exons. Gene Ontology annotation, cellular component: membrane; EARP complex; GARP complex. Lineage: Eukaryota; Metazoa; Chordata; Mammalia; Microbiotheria; Microbiotheriidae. The record is from RefSeq and is a predicted model, not a curated record.